Trichomonas vaginalis G3 is the source of this 414-nucleotide messenger RNA. RefSeq names its product phage tail repeat-like family. The transcript has a single exon. Lineage: Eukaryota; Parabasalia; Trichomonadida; Trichomonadidae. The record is from RefSeq and is a predicted model, not a curated record. The annotation marks the transcript as partial.
GCAAGUAUCUCAAAAAAGAAACAGACUCUCACAAAUAAAAUAUUGAAGUCUGAAGGAGCUUUCGAGACAACAGAUGGAAAAGUUUACUUCACUGACCAACAGUUCAUUAUAGAACAUCUCAUUGACUUAGAGUCGAAAUAUUCUAAACUUUACAACAAACACAAAAAGUUGAAAGGAAAACAAAAACAAAUGGCAUAUGAUAUUUAUGAAGAUGUUGACGACACAACUGUUCCUGCAGGUGAGGUAAAGUCAGAGAAACCGAAAAGUGACGAAAAACCGAUAGAAGAAGAAAAACCAAAAACUGAAGAUAAACCAAAACCAAAGUUUAGUUUGGAAACUAAACCAAGUCAACCUUCAUUAGCUGGUAUGGGUUGGCGUCAAAGACUUAUGGCAGCAGGCGGUUAUGUAAAGUAA